This is a messenger RNA of Fonsecaea monophora, 309 nucleotides long. RefSeq lists its product as hypothetical. The coding region runs from base 1 to 309 and encodes 102 amino acids. The record is from RefSeq and is a predicted model, not a curated record. The transcript has a single exon. Lineage: Eukaryota; Fungi; Ascomycota; Eurotiomycetes; Chaetothyriales; Herpotrichiellaceae.
AUGAUCAUCAACAGCAUCCUGGGGGCUCUCGUGGAAGAGACAACGGUAAAGCCCGCUCCUGGAUCAUCGACGACCAGCCAACCACAAUACAAAUACGUGGUGAACAGCACAAUCAUCCAGCACGCGGCCCCCUCUCCGGCCUCGACCGGCGACGACACAAAGAAAACGAGUGGUCGUCGAGGCAUGCACGCGGCAAGUGGAGCCUACUGGAACAACGAAAAGGAUGGUAUGUGGAGCUUCAAGUACCCUGGUGCCGAUAGCAAGGGCUUGGAUGUGGUCGUCGGCAUUAUCUGGGUCUGGGUCGGGUGA